Molecule: messenger RNA, 609 nt
Organism: Anopheles cruzii
Lineage: Eukaryota; Metazoa; Arthropoda; Insecta; Diptera; Culicidae
Product: immunoglobulin domain-containing protein oig-4-like
Exons: 5
Coding region: 3-578 (191 amino acids)
Source: RefSeq, a predicted model, not a curated record
CUAUGCGGCCUGGCUUGAUAACUAAAACUUGUGUCUCUGUGCCUGGUUGGAAUCACAAAACCAUGCAUCGCAAACGAAUUGCGCCAUCAAUGGUGCCGCUCUAUGUUUGUACCCUUAUCGUGAUCAUACUAUUCUCGAGCGCGAUCGACGAUGUCGCAGCCAGACGUGGACGCGCCAGAGGUCGCACGAAAUCGAGGAUGCAAAUCGGUCUGCCAAUUACCGGUAAAUAUCGCGACCCAGAGUCGGAUCAGUACUACAACAAUAACAAUGGUGCAAAGAUAACGUUGGCAUCACACUUUGACUAUGAAUACGUUCUGGGACACAAGAUUGCAUUUCUGUGUGUAGCCCGUGGAACACCGCGACCAACCAUUACAUGGUUCAAGGAUGGCGUUGAGAUCUUCAGCCACCUUUAUCUUCACGUACACGAAUGGAACAUUGGGAAGGACAAGGUAAAGUCGAAGAUAGAGAUCGAUCCGGCGACCCAAAUGGAUGCCGGAGUUUACGAGUGUACGGCAGAUAAUAUGUAUUCAAUCGAUCGACGAAGUUUUAAGACCGAUUUUUCGAUUGCGUUCGAUUAGUGAAGAAUGAGCCGGCUGAGGGUACUAUGGC